Cornus florida is the source of this 2036-nucleotide messenger RNA. RefSeq names its product laccase-17-like. Lineage: Eukaryota; Viridiplantae; Streptophyta; Magnoliopsida; Cornales; Cornaceae. Gene Ontology annotation, cellular component: apoplast. The transcript has 6 exons. Gene Ontology annotation, molecular function: hydroquinone:oxygen oxidoreductase activity; copper ion binding. The coding region runs from base 60 to 1790 and encodes 576 amino acids. The record is from RefSeq and is a predicted model, not a curated record. Gene Ontology annotation, biological process: lignin catabolic process.
UCACACAAAUUACCAAUUGUUUCUUGUUAUCUUCUCCAUCAGCCAAAGUACACGCAGACAUGGGUUUUUGCUCCCCAAGGGUCUUACUCUUUGCUUUGAGUUUUUUGUUAGCUUUUGCAGAGCUUGUGAUUGCAAAACAUGUUGGCAUUACCAGGCACUACAAGUUUGAUAUCAAGAUGCAAAAGGUGACAAGGUUGUGCCAAACAAAGAGCAUUGUGACUGUCAAUGGGCAGUUUCCAGGGCCUCGGAUCAUCGCAAGGGAAGGCGACAGAUUGUUAGUUAAAGUGGUUAACCAUGUUCAGUACAAUGUCUCCCUUCAUUGGCAUGGGAUCAGGCAGCUUAGGACUGGAUGGGCAGAUGGACCUGCAUAUAUUACACAAUGUCCAAUUCAGACAGGCCAAAGCUAUGUAUACAACUUCACCAUUACUGGCCAAAGAGGAACCUUAUGGUGGCAUGCUCACAUUUCAUGGCUGAGAGCCACUCUCUAUGGGCCUAUUGUCAUCCUCCCGAAACGACACAUUCCAUACCCUUUCCCACAACCCCACAAAGAAGUCCCCAUCAUUUUUGGUGAAUGGUGGAAGGCAGAUACAGAGACAAUUAUCAGCCAAGCACUGCAAACUGGAGGAGCCCCAAAUAAUUCUGAUGCCUUCACCAUUAAUGGUCUUCCAGGACCAUUGUACAACUGCUCAGCUAAAGAUACCUUCAAACUGAAAGUGAAGCCAGGGAAGACAUACCUCCUCCGUCUGAUCAAUGCUGCACUCAAUGACGAGCUAUUCUUCAGUAUUGCUAACCACACGGUCACCGUUGUGGAAGCUGAUGCUGUCUAUGUUAAGCCAUUCAAGACCAGCAUAGUUCUCAUUACCCCUGGACAGACCACCAAUGUACUCCUCAAGGCCAACUCUAACAUCCCUAACAAUGCUACCUUCCUAAUGGCGGCUAGGCCUUACGCCACCGGUCCUGCAACCUUUGACAACACCACAACUGCCGGAAUCCUUGAAUAUCACCACCCUUCCUCCGCCACGAAAUCCCAAAAGAAGAACCUCCCACUUUUGAAACCAAAAUUUCCUAAAUUCAAUGACACAUUGUUUGCAACAAAAUUCACCAACAAACUUCGCAGUUUGGCCACCAAGAAGUUCCCUGCAAAUGUACCAAAGACUGUCAAUAAGCAAUUUUUCUUCACUGUCGGGCUAGGAAUAAGCACAUGCUCUAAGACCCAAACCUGCACAAACAACACUAGGGUGGCUGCUGCUAUUAACAAUGUGUCAUUUGUGCAGCCAAACACGGCUCUACUUCAAGCUCACUUCUUUCGACAAUCAAAGGGUGUAUACACCACUGAUUUUCCUGCAAACCCACCUUUCAAGUUUAAUUAUACAGGCACUCCACCAAACAACAUUAUGGUGAGCAGUGGCACAAAAGUGGUGGUGCUUCCAUUCAAAACUAGUGUGGAGCUGGUCAUGCAGGACACAAGCAUUAUUGGUGCAGAAAGCCACCCUCUCCACCUCCAUGGCUUCAACUUCUUUAUUGUGGGUCAGGGUUUCGGAAACUAUGACCCCAAGAAUGAUCCGGCUAAGUUCAACCUUGUCGACCCACCGGAGAGAAACACUGUCGGUGUCCCCUCCGGCGGUUGGGUUGCUAUCCGAUUUCUUGCAGACAAUCCAGGGGUAUGGUUCAUGCAUUGCCACCUGGAAGUUCACACAAGCUGGGGGUUGAAGAUGGCCUGGGUUGUGAACGAUGGAAAGCGUCCGAAUCAAAAGCUGCAACCUCCACCGUCUGAUCUUCCCAGAUGUUGAUCAUGAUUCUCUCUUUAGUUGUAGUGUUAUUUCAUGUUAAUUCUUUUAUUUUUCUUCCUUCUUUCUUGUUCCCACCUCUGCCCAGAAAGGGCAAAGGAAAAGUAAGUUUUAGGCUUUUAGCUUAUGAUGAUUGCUUUGGGUUGCAUUUUCACGGGCCCCUCCAAGAAAGAAACAAACAGUGGAGAUUUUGAGUAUGUUUUCAGUUUUGUAAUGCUAUAUCUCCAAUUAUUUUAUCAAAGGACUUCU